AUGCGCUGGCCCGUUUUAGCUCUGGCUGGGCCCUUGCUACAGGCUGCCCUGUCCGCAGCAUCCAGUCUCACGCCGCCUGUUCUUCCGUUGACCGUGAGAAAUCCAUAUUUCAGCACUUGGUUAGCCAACGCUCGAGAUGUUCCGUGGUCGAAAUGGCCAAUCUUCUGGACCGGCGAGGAAAUUGGCUUCUCGUUGUUGGCCCAAGUACCCGGUGCAGGCACCGUGUAUCCAUUACUUGGACGGCCACAGGACUCUUUGCGGAAAGACAGUGGUGCUAAGUAUACAAUUGAUUACCCGCUUUAUGGAGGAGCUACAUAUGAUGCCUCGACCACAAAUCUGACCUACACCCUUCCCAUAUCCGACCGUGAGCUGGAAAUAGUUCUGUCUUUUCUAUCUCCAAUUACACCUACAUCGACUCUGCGGCAGUCAAUCCCAGCUUCAUACCUCAAUGUCUACGUCACCGGUAACGUCGAUGUCAACGUGUACGUCGACAUGAAUGGGCAAUGGGUCAGUGGUGACCGGGGAUCACAGCUUGUUUGGAAUUUCGACCAUAUCAAUGCCCAAAGCGGAGCCACCAAAUUGAAAAAGUGGCAGUUUGCUCGUCAAAAUGAGCUACUGGUUUCCGAGUUCGCAGACCGAGCUGAAUGGGGUACCUUGCAUUUUGUAGCACCCAACGAUGUACAUCACGAGUCUGGAACUUCAUCAAUAUUACGAGAUCGUUUCGCUCGCACAGGUACUCUACAAGACGCUGUAGACACCCACUUCAGAGCCAUUAUGGACGAAGAACCAGUAUUCGCGUUUUCCAAACAUUUCGCUCUCAAUACCACCCAUUCGUUGACUAAGUCCGGCUCUGUGCAGUUUACCAUGGCUCAUACUCAGGAUAUUGUCGUCCAGUAUGCCUCUGCACGAGGGCUAACUUAUAUGCGACCCCUUUGGAAAUCCUGGUUCAACACCAAUGACGAACUGUUAGCGUUUCAUUAUGGAGAUUUUGCGGAUGCCAAUACCCUGGCGUCUAAUUACUCAAUUCAGCUGGCCGUAGAUGCAUACAAGUCGGGCGCUGAUGACUACGUGGAUAUUGUUACACUUUCUGCCCGCCAGGUGCUAGGCGCUACCAGUUUUGCUGGAACUCCGGAUAAUCCCUUGCUGUUCCUGAAGGAGAUUUCGUCUGAUGGUAACACUCAAACAAUUGAUGUCAUAUAUCCUGCGUUCCCCUUCUUCCUGUAUACCAGUCCUCGUUGGCUGGCCUAUCUCCUGGAGCCGUUGAUUGAACACACAUUGAGCGGACAAUAUCCAAACAAAUACGCUAUGCAUGAUCUCGGAACACACUUCCCGAAUGCGACAGGACAUCCAGAUGGAAGAGAUGAAUACAUGCCAGUCGAAGAGUGCGGAAAUAUUCUAAUAUUGGGCUUAGCCUUGGUGAAUUCCUUACGAUACAGCGAUGAUCAGGAGUCGAUUUCUCUGUGGGCUGAUCAGGGUGCCAUGGCGCUAGAAUCGACAUAUGACCAGGCACCUCCAUUUACUCUAGUGAACCUUCAAACAAUUUCCGAGAUUGACCAUCAAGAUGGCAAAUGGGGCGGACAGGGUCGUGGUGCGAAGCAUGCCCGCCAGUGGGUUCAAAGAAGCUAUGACUUGUGGAAGCAAUGGACGGGUUAUCUCGUAGAUUUCUCACUGGAACCGGAGAAUCAGUUAUCUACCGAUGACUUUGCUGGAUGGCUUGCGCUCCAGACCAAUCUUGCCCUGAAAGGCAUUAUUGGCAUCAACGCCAUGAGUCAAAUCGCAGAUAUAGCAGGCGAGGCGUCAGACGCAGCUUAUUUUAAGCGCAUUGCGGACGAUUAUAUUGAGAAAUGGGAGGAAUUCGGCAUGUCCCGUGAUGGAUCACAUGCCAAAUUGGCAUACGAUUGGCAUGGUUCAUGGACCACUUUGUAUAACAUAUAUGCCGACGCACAACUCUGCUUCCAUCUGGAUGGCAUAGGCGACGCAUAUGACGGGUUGAUGCAGACACCGUUGUCAACUAAAAAGCGUGGCUUUGUACCAAGGCACAUUUAUCAGAAACAAUCGAACUGGUACCAUUUCGUCCGACAAAGAUAUGGCCUGCCUCUUGACAGUCGUCAUUUGUACACCAAAACAGACUGGGAAUUCUUCUCCAUGGCCGUUGCUAGUGAACAAGUCCGUAGCGAGAUCCUUGAAUCCGUGGCUACUUGGGUGAAUGAAACCGCAACCGAUCGACCCUUUACUGACCUCCACGAGACAGAGGGAAAUGGCGGUUAUCCUGGAAUAUUUUUCAUUGCCCGUCCUGUCGUUGGAGGCCAUUUCGCAUUUUUGGCUCUGCAACGGGCUUGUGGUGGCAGAGCGAUGGAUGGAUUGUCUUUCUUGAACGAUGUUGACCCUGAUUCGGAUACUGCUGCUGCUGCUGCUACCGAAUUCAACCGUAUUUCACGGCUGUCAUUGGAUGACGAGUUAUAA
Talaromyces marneffei is the source of this 2463-nucleotide messenger RNA. RefSeq lists its product as uncharacterized. The coding region runs from base 1 to 2463 and encodes 820 amino acids. The transcript has 5 exons. The record is from RefSeq and is a predicted model, not a curated record. Lineage: Eukaryota; Fungi; Ascomycota; Eurotiomycetes; Eurotiales; Trichocomaceae.